Bicyclus anynana (squinting bush brown) is the source of this 3486-nucleotide messenger RNA. It is a transcript of the gene Nfs1, whose product is annotated as cysteine desulfurase, mitochondrial. The transcript is spliced from 8 exons. NCBI's taxonomy places the organism in Eukaryota, Metazoa, Arthropoda, Insecta, Lepidoptera, Nymphalidae. The coding region runs from base 86 to 1450 and encodes 454 amino acids. Gene Ontology annotation, biological process: [2Fe-2S] cluster assembly. The record is from RefSeq and is a predicted model, not a curated record. Gene Ontology annotation, cellular component: nucleus; cytosol; mitochondrion. Gene Ontology annotation, molecular function: cysteine desulfurase activity; pyridoxal phosphate binding.
AAAUCAUUAAAUUCAGAUGUCAAAAUCAAAAACUCGAAAUUUACCAAAAAAAAAAGUAGAUUAAUCCAAGAAGUGAAUAGAAAACAUGUUUCGAGUAAUUAAAAAUGUCUCACCUCUGCUUUGUAAAAAUCUACUGCAAAGAUCGGCCCUACAAGAAAAUGCUAUUCUCAUGUUUGUGCAGGGCAAACACCUUCACACAGAUUCCGAAAGUGAAAAGUUUUCUUUGAAACAUGAAGAAGUCGGCCGGCCGCUGUAUUUCGACGCACAAGCGACGACCCCUGUUGAUCCAAGAGUACUUGAUGCCAUGUUGCCAUACUUAGUGAGCUAUCAUGGUAAUCCACAUUCCAGAACCCAUGCUUAUGGGUGGGAAAGUGAAGCUGGAGUGGAAAAAUCAAGAGAACAAGUUGCGAACCUCAUUGGAGCCGAUCCUAAGGAGAUAGUGUUCACGUCUGGAGCUACAGAAUCAAAUAACAUAUCUGUAAAAGGUGUAGCACAUUUCUAUGCACCAAGAAAGAAACAUAUUGUGACAACUCAAAUUGAGCACAAAUGUGUGCUAGAUUCAUGUAGAGCUCUAGAAGGAGAAGGUUUCAAAAUAACAUAUUUGCCAGUGGGUACUAAUGGCAUAAUAAGUUUACAAGAAUUAGAGAAUGCUCUCACACCAGAAACUAGCUUGGUUUCUAUAAUGACUGUCAAUAAUGAAAUUGGAGUGCAACAACCAAUUUCUGAAAUUGGUGCCAUAUGUAAGAAAAAUAAGAUUUUCUUUCACACUGAUGCAGCACAGGCCAUUGGGAAAAUACCAAUAGAUGUAAACUCUAUGAAUAUAGAUCUCAUGUCUAUUUCUGGUCAUAAAGUAUAUGGGCCGAAAGGUGUGGGUGCUUUGUAUAUAAGACGACGUCCGAGGGUUCGGGUGGAGCCUAUUCAAAGUGGAGGGGGUCAGGAGAGAGGGAUGAGAAGUGGAACUGUUCCAACACCCUUGGUUGUAGGAUUAGGAGCAGCCUGUGAACUCGCAGAGCGUGAAAUGGCAUAUGACCACGCGUGGAUGGAGAAACUGGCCAAUAGGUUUCUGGACAAGAUUUACUCAAAACUGACACAUGUCAUAAGAAAUGGCGAUCCCAAACAGACAUAUCCUGGUUGUGUUAAUUUGUCAUUUGCUUAUGUGGAAGGUGAAUCAUUACUAAUGGCAUUGAAAGACGUGGCGUUAUCGAGUGGAUCAGCUUGCACGUCAGCGUCUCUGGAACCGUCGUACGUGUUGCGAGCUAUUGGCGCUGACGAAGAUCUUGCUCACAGCUCAAUUAGAUUUGGAUUAGGGAGAUUCACUACAAUAGAAGAAGUUGACUACACGGCAGAGAAGACAAUCAGACAUGUGGAGAGAUUGAGGGAAAUGAGUCCCUUGUGGGAGAUGGUACAAGAAGGGGUAGACAUCAAAACUAUUCAAUGGUCUCAGCACUAAGACAUAUUAAUUAAUCACAACUUAUAGUGCAACAAAAAAGAGUAAAAAGAAAACGGUAACCCUGUGUACUGUCAUCCAAUUGUCUUGAUACUUGAUAUUUUAAUAUAUAAUUCUUUCAUGGUAUACAUUUAUUAUUGAUAUUUGAUAUUUUACUCUAUAUUUAUUUCAUGACAUACAUUUAUUAAAAGAGAUAGUAAAUUUUAUCUCAAUAAAUCAUAUUUAUUGUAUUUAUCUGGUAAGUAUCUGAAUUUCCACAUUAAAUUAAAUUAUCAAUAAUAAUAAUUGGUUAUAGCUCUUAUAAUGACAGAUGUCUGUGACAGUAAAUGUGGUGUUGCCACACAGCGAGUUAAUUAGUUCCAUUUAUAUCAAUUUCUACUCUUUUAUGUCACACUAUUGGUAUGUUUCAAAGAUCUGGAAGAUUUAAUUUAAAUUUUAAGAAUCAAUGUGAUGGCAACUUAAAUAUCGUAAUUUACUCAAAUGUCUUUAGAACAGAAAAUGUAUAUAUAAAUGUUGUUAAUAUUAAAAUUAUAAUGUUUAAAAUUGUAUACGUGUUUGACUUGAUUUGAAUAGUUCGAUAAAAUCACAAUAGUUGUAGCAGUAAAUGUAAAUUAAUGAAUUCGACACAUACUUAAACAAGUUUAAUAUUAAUAGUAUGAUAAUUGAAUUGGAAAUUUAUGUUAAUUCAAAAUUAAUUUAUUUAAGGCUUACUUUACAAUCACUUUUGAAACGAUAUGUUUUAUGGUGAUAUAUAAAGUCAAAUGAAACUCAUAGAAAUAGACCUUUCUUGUUCUGUUAUUCUACCUAUGAUUUGCGACUCCAUGAAGCUCAUAUGAGACGAUUGUGAUAUUUAAAUAUAUGUAUAUAAUAGUAAAACAGCCUCAAUAGCUCAAUGGUAAGAGCGGUCGGACUCAUCACCGAGGGGUGGUGGUUCGAUCCCCGCACCGUUGGUCUAAUGUCGCACCCACUCCUAGCACAGUCUUUCCCGACUAGUUAGAGGGGAAUGGGAAUAAUGGUAAUAUUAAAAAAAAAUAUGACAAAUAUUCUUUAAAAAAAAAUAGUAGUAAUAAUAUACUGCAUAAUCUUUUUUGACUUAAUAGCUCUGCGUAAAUAACAUAAGUAGUCACACAUAGAGACCACUCAAUUCCACGAGGGUUAUUUAUAGGUUGGACUUGAAAAAAAAGAUGUGUCUGUUCUUUUUAUCAAAAAAAGCCUAAAAACGUUUGAGCUUAAUUCAAAUCAAUCAUAGUCUCAGAGUCAAUAGCAAAUAAUUGUCGCUUUUUCCUUGUAUAAGAGAAAAAGGGGAAUAUUAGUUUUGUUUAAGGGUUCAUUUACCCGAGCGGCAACUGCUAUCGACGACCGCCGUCGCCUGCCGCCGAGACAUCGCAGACUGUCGUUGGCUGCCGCCGAGACGUCGCUGACUGCAGUCGUCGGUAGCAGCUGCUGCUCGUGCAAAUGAACACUAUAAUAUUUUUUUUUUAGAUUUAUAGGUAAUAUUGAUGGGACAAAGAACUCAGACUGCUUGCUUUUAGCCUAUAAAAUUAGGAACACUAAUUUUAGAUAUUAGAUUUGUUUUACGUACGAUAGACUACAUAGUCUGCUUAUAAUAAAUAGACUAGAAAAUUAUUGAAAUUAAAAGUUUAUAGAUAGUUACGUGACUUUGUAUCUGCAUUGAAUAAUUUUAUUUUAUUUUAUGAGAUAUUUGUUUUUUUUUGUUAUUUGUAUGUAUGUAAUACUUGUAGUUUUAUUCUAUUAAUCAUUGUCUAAAAAUAGUAAUUGUUACCGCAACCCGAAAUUAUGCUGUAUCUCCCGUAAAAUCGAGACGAAUUUUCAUUAUUUUAUCAUAAAAGAUCUAAUCGAUGCACCUUAGUAGGUACCUACAUAAUUACGUCAUUACUUCCCUUGCUAUUUUUUUCAAAUGUUAUUGUUCAAGUAUGAAUGACUAUGAGUCAUCUAUUAUUUCUGUAUGCGCACGUAUAAAACAAUGCUAUUUUUUCGUAGAAUAAGUUUACAGACCAUUAAAGACAUGUUACGUAAUA